AUGCCUUCGAUGAAAGUGGAGGGCGAUAGUGACGGAGAUGGAGAUAUGUCCGGUGGAGAAACUGAAAGGUCUGGUGGAUCUUCUAGGGGUCCGGACCGCGACUCCAGCGCGGAAGAGGCUGAUGAACCGGACUCUGACGACUCCUCGGAAAUGGAUGAAAGUGAAUGUGAGCGACGUCGUAAUGAGUGCCUCGAUAACUUGGCAAACCUCGAACGACAGUUCACCGUGCUCCGAGAGCAGCUGUACAACGAGCGAGUGAAACAUGUGGAGUACCAGCUUGCGGAGGUUCGAGGUGGACGAUCGCAGGAGUACCUUGGUCCGUUGCGAAGGUUGCAAGAGAAUAUGCGUGUGAGGAUUGAAGUGGCGGGCAUCCUGAAGCAAAUGCGUAUAGAAAAUAUAAAGCAUAUCUACGAAGCCGAGGAGCAAGCCGCUCACCAGCAUUUCAAGGCUCCCACGUUUCAAACCAGGAUAAUGCAGAGCCCCGAAGGGCCUUACCGGCUUUUGCAACCUUCUCAAAGCUGCUCCAAAUUUAACUCGUCUCCCAACUUAUCGAAGCUUUCGCACCAGGCAGCUGAUCCGUCGUUGCUUUUGUCCUGGUUGAAAAUUGGCACCGCUACGUCGUCAUGCCGCUUAUUUGAAAGUAUUGCAUAUUGGAUGGUUUCCAACAGCGCUUUCACCAACUCCACAUCCAUAUUGAAAUAG
Molecule: messenger RNA, 702 nt
Organism: Parnassius apollo (apollo)
Lineage: Eukaryota; Metazoa; Arthropoda; Insecta; Lepidoptera; Papilionidae
Source: the annotation of a GenBank genome assembly